Anthostomella pinea is the source of this 225-nucleotide messenger RNA. NCBI's taxonomy places the organism in Eukaryota, Fungi, Ascomycota, Sordariomycetes, Xylariales, Xylariaceae. The record is from the annotation of a GenBank genome assembly.
AUGGUUCAAAUGUACCAAGUCUUCGGCCGCCAGGUCGGCUCGCACCACCUUGCGAUGGGCGUCCUCGGUGCCCUGUUCGGUGGCACCUACCUCGCGGUCUCCGGCCCCAGCAAGAAGAAGGCUGUCCAGACGCCUCCUAUCAACGCAUCCAGCCCCGACGAGGCCGACUUCAUCCAGAACUUCCUGAAGCAGCAGGACGCGGAAGAGAAGAAGGCGAAGCACUAG